GAAGAAGAGGAGGAAGAAGCGUGACGUAAGGAUCACAUGACCCAAAUCUCGCGGUUUUUGAAGAUUUUUCGUCUGACGGGUAGCAGCUUAAGACAUGGCCGAGGAACAAGGACGGAAGUGGGACCGAUGCCUAGCUGAUAGCGCUGUAAAGUUAGCCACCGGCCUUGGUGUGGGGAUUGUGUUUUCAGUUCUCUUCUUCAAACGGCGCACAUGGCCAGUGGUGUUUGGCUUGGGUGUGGGGCUGGGCAUGGGCUACUCCAACUGCCAGCAGGACUUCAGGUCACCUUACCUACUCCAUGGCCACAUGGUGAAGGAACAGUAGAAGACUGAUGAGUUGGCUGAUGUAGAAGUUGCUGUCUCGCCCUCAUUAUUUUGGACAGAACUCUGUCUCCCUGCCACCCAAUGUAAUUACUGUGUUAGUCUCAGGGCAGUCGAUAUGUAUAUAUUUAAUAAAACGGUAUUGAAGAAUUUGACAGAAAUAUCCUAAGUUACUUUUGUCAUCUGUGUCAAUAAAGUAUUUGAGUGCUCACAAAUAA
Oncorhynchus mykiss (rainbow trout) is the source of this 536-nucleotide messenger RNA. Its product is annotated as MICOS complex subunit Mic10. Lineage: Eukaryota; Metazoa; Chordata; Actinopteri; Salmoniformes; Salmonidae. The record is from RefSeq and is a predicted model, not a curated record. Gene Ontology annotation, cellular component: mitochondrion; mitochondrial inner membrane; MICOS complex.